Molecule: messenger RNA, 704 nt
Organism: Maniola jurtina (meadow brown)
Lineage: Eukaryota; Metazoa; Arthropoda; Insecta; Lepidoptera; Nymphalidae
Exons: 3
Coding region: 325-477 (50 amino acids)
Source: RefSeq, a predicted model, not a curated record
AUUAAAACUUCAACCUUGAAAACGAAAAUGAUUUUCUCUGCGAAAAUGAUGGAAAAUAACUUUGAAAAAUGAAUUUUAUUUAGUUCAAUAUUCUUUUAUAUUUCAGCCUUUCUGAUAGGUACUAACUACUAAGCAAACAGAUAUUCGUAAUGUUAUAGAUAAAUACGACCGACGGCGAGUGAUAACACUGCGCUACUCGUGCCCGUUUCGUGGCUCUUAUCAAGCUGCUUGUUUGCUAGUCUUCGUGCCCUCGCUCGACCCCCUAGUUCCUUGGCCCGCUUAUCACAAUCAACAUGAAUAAAAUGAGACGACAGACGAGGAGGAAUGCCAAGUGACUGCCGGGACUGUUUGGGAAUUCGUUUUCGAAUUAACACCCUGCACCAGACUUGGAAGUGGCUGCAUCAGACCAUCGCCCUACAUGAAUACUUGAUCUCCCUCUCCUCGGCAGACACUGACGCCGGAUUGUCCAUGCAUUAAAGUGCUGAACAUUUUAGUGCUACUGUUUAAAUAGACUGUUAUUUUAAGAAAUUUAGACUUAAAGGACUGCCUGUCAAAGGUUCAUACAAAAAAGAAUCAGUUUCACAAAUCAUUAAAAAUGGCACAAUCAAUGAUGAGAAAGAUUGCCAUGGGCAACAUGUUUGUUCUGGUCGGAUUGACGAGAAGAACUAGUUCACGAAGCCUGGUCACGGGCAAGAGCUUGACCA